UCCUCUCUCUUUGCCAGAUUUCUUUCUUCCUUCUUUCCAUUCUUACUUCUUGGGUGGUCUUCUUUGUCAUCAUCAUAACAAUUCAAGCAUCAAUAAUACAAAUGGUGGAUUAUGAGAUAGUCUGUUCCAUGUGCGGCGAUGUUGGCUUCCCGGAAAAGCUCUUCCGCUGCAACAAGUGCCGCAACCGCUUCCAACACUCGUAUUGCAGCAACUACUAUCGUGAAUCAUCAGAGCCAACAGAAGUAUGUGAUUGGUGUAAAAGUGAGGAAAGGAAUAGUGGUCGGCACGGUGGCUCAUCGUCGAGGAAAUCUUCGGCCGGAAAUGAUGGGGGGAUGAACAGCAGAUCAGAUUACUCAGGCGAGAGAGUCAAGCAGCACGAUCGCCAAGAGGGCUCUGAAAGAGGAGGAAAAAAUCCCAGCGGCACGCCUUCCCCCCGCCCCGGAACUCGCAGGUACAAGCUUCUCAAGGAUGUAAUGUGCUAAGUCAUGUCGAGAAAGAAACCAAGAAAGAUGCCAAACGGGCCUUGUGUUAAUAUCACUAGUCAUAUAGUUUUUCAAGUUCUUAUUCUAAUAAGAAAGAGCUUAAUCAACUGAGUUUUUUCUGGCUUUCUUUUCCCCUUAUUAAUAAGCUGUUGAAAACACUCGCGUUAAUCAUAUGGUUCGUUCUUCCUAUAAACUGAUUAAAGCUGCA
Molecule: messenger RNA, 690 nt
Organism: Coffea eugenioides
Lineage: Eukaryota; Viridiplantae; Streptophyta; Magnoliopsida; Gentianales; Rubiaceae
Exons: 2
Coding region: 102-482 (126 amino acids)
Source: RefSeq, a predicted model, not a curated record